CAGCGCUUCAUGGAUGUCUGUAACAUUUAUAUUCAACCUAAUGAUGUAUUUAAAUGAUCGUAUUAUGUGAAAGCUCCUGUAUUUAUGCGCGGGACUCUGCGCGGGAACAUUUCAGACACGCAAACUUCAUUUUUUUCACACCUGCACAGCGGGGGAUUUGGUUGCAGACUCUGACCGUGAAAAGAUGGAUUUAUUAAAGCUCUGAGAUGAUCUCCCAGUGGCCACACAUGGCACACCGCUAAGUGAUGAAGGCUUCUGAGACAUUCUUCAUCCUCAUCCUCCUGUACAGGACUGUGUGUGUAUCAGGGAGGACUAUGAAAGAGACAUUGGAGGAAUGGAACCAGUACAGGAAUGAAUGUCUCCUCCGGAUGCAGACAGAGGCCAGGCCUAAAGGGGUGUUUUGUCAUUCUAUGUUCGAUAUGUACGCCUGCUGGUCAGAUGGAAAACCUAACUCUACAGUCAAGGUGCCCUGCCCCUGGUACCUGCCGUGGUACAGCCAAGUGCGUAAUGGUUUCGUGUUGCGGGAGUGUGGUCCUGACGGUCAGUGGGCCACCGAAAACUCCAGCCACACCUGGAGGGACAAUUCUCAAUGCAGCUCUGACAACAAGCAACAAGAAGCCAGGGAGAAGCAGAUGAUGGUCUUAGCCUACUUCAGAAUCAUGUACACUGUGGGUUACUGUGUCAGUCUGGCCAGUCUUUGUCUGGCUCUGAUUAUUCUGAUGUUUUUCAGGAAGCUGCACUGCACCAGGAACUACAUCCACACCAACUUGUUUGCGUCGUUCAUUCUGCGAGCUGUUUCAAUCCUGACCAGAGACGCUCUGCUGAGCAGAGACCCUCCUGAGUUCAGGGACAGCAGGAAUGUCUCUGAGGUACUCAGUGAUCAGGCAAUGUCUGGCUGCCGCGUGGCUCAGGUGCUGAUGCAGUACUGCGUUGGAGCCAACUACUACUGGCUGCUGGUGGAAGGCCUGUAUCUACACAAUCUGCUGGUGCUGAUGGUUUUCCCUGAAAACCGCUACUUCGGUGGAUACCUGCUCAUAGGCUGGGGUGCUCCAGUGUUAUUUGUUGUUCCUUGGAUUAUUGUACGUUACCUGUUUGAAAACACAAGGUGCUGGGAGGUAAACGAGAACAUGGAGCACUGGUGGAUAAUCCGCACUCCCAUCCUGUUGGCCAUUCUGGUGAACUUCUUCAUCUUUAUACGCAUCAUCCAGAUCCUUGUAUCCAAACUGAAGGCCCAUCAGAUGAGGUACACCGACUACAAAUUCAGACUGGCCAAGUCCACCCUGACCCUGAUCCCUCUGUUGGGGAUCCAUGAACUGGUCUUCGCCGUGUUGACAGAGGACCACACAGAGGGCGUCUUUCGCGAUGUCAACCUCUUUUUUCAGCUCUUCUUCAACUCUUUCCAGGGUUUACUCGUAGCCAUCCUCUACUGUUUUCUCAACAAGGAGGUGCAGGCGGAGAUAAAGAAGAAAUGGCAGAGGUGGAAGCUGGGGAUUUCUGACCUGGAUGACCUGAGAAACACUGGCAGCAACACACCACAGGUCGGCGCCAGCGUGCCACUAUCUGGCCAGUGCUACCAUCCUUGCCUGCCAACCGCCGACUGCCUGGAUGACAGCCGCCUCUCCGCCCCGGCCCACUACCCCUCUCCUCCUCCUCCUCCACCUCCUCCUCCUCCUCCUCUUCCUCCUCCGCCUUCUCUCCCUCAGCUCCCCAUUCCUCACGCCUACACACAGCACCAGGAUCAGCUGGGAACCAGACAGCUGAAGACCUACUGCUAUAUCCCCGCUCAUAGACAGGAUGGAGGAGGAGGUGAUGACGAGAAGAGCUGUGACAGCUACUGCUGAAAAUUCGACAUGGCCUUAAAAGUCUUCUGGAAAAUGAGGUCAAAAAAACAGUAAUUAGUACAUCCAAAACAGACCCACUGACUCACUGAGAGGAUGUAUCAUCCAUUGUUAUGUCUGUAGAAAUAUUUAGAAAACAUUUUUAUCUAGAUUUAAAGACAAAGAAAUAAAUGGAUGGAUUCACAUUUUCCUCAGUGCCAGCUGUUGAUGAUAUCACACAGGAAUUUGUGCGGAGACGGCCCGUCACUCGGAGGAUCUUUAGGAAUCGUGUGUUUCAUCAGUCCGGCUUUCAUGUCUUAAAUUAACAACGAAUUUCAACCAUUUCCUGGUGUGCCUCUGUUCAACUGACCCGGCAGCAUAAAUCAACAGCUGACAGGACUCAUCUUCUCUGAUUUCAUUCCCACUGAGGAAGCAACACCAGUUUUAUUUCUUUUUAUAGCCCUGAAAUUGUUUUAGGUUGAAACAUGGAAAUGUGCCAAACUUGUUUAAUUGAACAGUUUUUACUGUUAAAGGGAUGAAACCUCAACGGUAUUUACCCUCUUUCCGAGAAAAGCCAAUCUCCGUCCACUCAUCUGAAGCAUCACACCAGUCACACCCAUCCUAAAAUAGUCAUCUCAUUUCACUCCUCAUGGUACACUUAUAGGUUAAUUAUUGUUUAGUUGUUUCUUAGCUCAAUUUGUUCAUCUUUUCUUCAUAUGUCCUAUUACUAGCUUACAAAUUAGUGCAAUCAUUUGAAACCAGUUUUCAUCAAACACCAAUAAACAUUGCCAGACAGUGUUAUUCAGGAGAGCAGCCAUAUACUUUCUUGAAAAGUCAAUACAUUCAAAACCUAAUGAAGACUUGUAUUGGUUUUACCAGUGUUGGAUGCCUGUUUCAGCUAUGAAUUACACAUGGUAAUAGAUACUCUAUAAACAUAGUGCAGGGCCUGGUGCAGUUACUCCUGUCAUGUCAGGUCUCCGUUCUUCUCUCUGCACGGCUUCUCGGCUCUUUACUUUGCUGCUUCAUUUCGUCGUUCAGAGUCUUGUUCUGAACCAGAUUCAGUUUUUCACACAUCUACAAUAUAGACUUAGAUUUAUGACCUCUAUUACCAACAGAAAAGGGAAAAACCCCCGCAAAAAUUUUGCUGAUAACUAAAGUCAUUAUUAGUUAAUCUAACUUUCAGAAAGGAAGUUCCUCUGUCACGCUUCCUUCCCUUUUGAUGGGUGUAUAAACUCCUCAGUUACACUUCACAUAAGACUCCAGAUUAAAUUUAUAAUACAGCUGCUGUCUAGCAGUGAGAGCAAGAGGAGGGAGAAGCAAACGCCAUACAAGUUUGGCAUAUUUACAGUACAACUUCAUCACCAUGAGGCUUGUGCAAGAGGCAGGUUUACUCAAGUCAAAUGACAUGUUCCAGCUGUUACUUGGCAAAGUUAUCGAGAUUCGAUCAGUAUCACGUUCAUUCUUACAUAACUAUGGCUCGGGUGGUUUAUAUAGAAAAAGUAUUGGGCUUAACAACUACUUUACCAUCACAAUUACUACUUAUAGUUUUUUUUUAACAUUUGUUUUAUCUAUAGGGCAGAAACUGGAGGAAGAAAAACAAACGUUUGGAGACAUUGAGCUGAACGGGCUGUUGUGGUUUAAUUCAGCUGCUUUCUGUCACUGUUGAAUCAUGUCACUGUGUAGCAACAUGUCCAGUGUUACUCGGAAAUGGGAUUUAAAAACUUCCAUGAAUCAAACCUGCAACCGUUGGUGUAUUUACUGUCACUAACUGCGUGCUGAGAGAUAAACCAGCGUGUGAUGAGUCAUUUCCUUUUGUUCCGUCCUGCUACCGAAGGACAAAAGGUCAAAAGUGUCAAGCGACGGUGA
Thunnus maccoyii (southern bluefin tuna) is the source of this 3683-nucleotide messenger RNA. RefSeq names its product gastric inhibitory polypeptide receptor (gene gipr). Bases 246 to 1841 code for a protein of 531 amino acids. The transcript is spliced from 15 exons. Gene Ontology annotation, biological process: adenylate cyclase-modulating G protein-coupled receptor signaling pathway; cell surface receptor signaling pathway. NCBI's taxonomy places the organism in Eukaryota, Metazoa, Chordata, Actinopteri, Scombriformes, Scombridae. Gene Ontology annotation, cellular component: plasma membrane. Gene Ontology annotation, molecular function: peptide hormone binding; G protein-coupled peptide receptor activity; gastric inhibitory peptide receptor activity. The record is from RefSeq and is a predicted model, not a curated record.